This is a messenger RNA of Choloepus didactylus (southern two-toed sloth), 2256 nucleotides long. RefSeq names its product interferon-induced protein with tetratricopeptide repeats 1B-like. Gene Ontology annotation, molecular function: RNA binding; protein binding. Gene Ontology annotation, biological process: defense response to virus. NCBI's taxonomy places the organism in Eukaryota, Metazoa, Chordata, Mammalia, Pilosa, Megalonychidae. Gene Ontology annotation, cellular component: cytosol. The record is from RefSeq and is a predicted model, not a curated record.
UUUGAUGUGUUUAUUUUUGAUGUGUACCUUCUUAGGAGAAAUGUCUAUUAAGUCCUUUGCCCAUUUUUAUUGGGUUGUCUUUUGUUUUUGAGUUGUUCUCCCACUUUUGCAUUUUGAGAAACAGCUUACUGCAAAGAACCAUACUUCUCCAUAUGACUUUAGAUAAAACUCAGAUGAUUCACUCCCUUGUUUACCUAUAAGAAGAUGAGACACAGACUCUCCAAAUUCCUCUUGAAUACCUCAUAAUUAGCUGAAAUGUUUGUUCCCACUAAUAACUGGAACAAAAUGCCUGUUAAUUUAAUUUGACCAAAUUUUAGUUGUCUCUCUUCUUCCUACAAGAUCCUGAAAUCUGACUCACCCCCAAGGUUAAACAAGUACCGGAAUUCUGAACAACCUCUCCUUAAUAACCCCUCUCCCAAAUUGGCUGCCCAAAAAGUAAAAACAUUUCCUGCUCAACUGUCUGAUCAUGCUACCUGCUCAGCCCACUUCCUUACUCCUAAUCUUUUCUAGCCUUGCUUACUCCUCCCUAUAAAAGAAAAGCCCCUUCCAUCUUGACCUUUGAGAUGCUUGCAGAUCUGAUGGUAGGAGCAGUCUCCGAACGGAAAUAGUUCUUUGGAAUAAAGUCUCUCCUUACCUAAGUCUGGAUUUGUUUCUAUUUGAUAGUUUCUACCUAUGUUUUCAUUGCUUCCCAUUUCAUUUAAUGAAACAAACAAUAAAAAUACUUACUAUUUAUUUUCACAGUAAGAAUGCUGAUGAGUAUCUAAUCAAGGAUAGGCUGGAGCAGUUGAGAUGCCACUUUACAUGGACAUUGCUCAUUGAAGACACUGAAAUACCUGAUUUAGAAAACAGGGUCUUGGAGGAGAUUCAGUUCCUAGACACUAAAUACAAUGUGGGAAUACACAACCUACUGGCCUAUGUGCAACACCUGAAAGACCAGAAUGAGGAAGCCCUGAAAAGCUUGAAGGAAGCUGAAGACUUAAUCCAGCAAGAACAUGCCAACCAACCUGACCUGAGAAGUCUGGUUACCUGGGGCAACUAUGCCUGGGUGUAUUACCACAUGGGCAGACUGGCAGAAACCCAGACUUACCUGGACAAGGUGGAGAACACUUGCGCGAAAUUUGCAAAUCCCUCCUGCUACAGAAUGGAGUGUCCUGAGAUGGACUGUGAGGAAGGAUGGGCCUUGCUCAAGUGUGGAGGAAAGAAUUAUGAACGGGCCAAGGCCUGCUUUGAAAAAGCUCUGGAAGCAGACCCUGAAAACCCUGAAUCCAGCACUGGGUACGCAAUUACCCUCUUUCGGCCUGGACAACUUUACAUAGCAACGGAGAAGAGAAAGAAUGGGUUUUCUCUUUGUCCCCUAAGGCAGGCCAUCAGGCUAAAUCCGGAAGAUGCAUAUAUUAAGGCGCUCCUUGCUCUGAAGCUCCAGGAUGUAGGACACGAAGCUGAAGGAGAAAAGUACAUUGAAGAAGCACUGACCAGCAAGUCCUCGCAGACCUACGUCUGGCGAUAUGCGGCCAAGUUUUACCGAAGAAAAGGCUCUCUAGACGAAGCUCUUCGACUCCUAAAAAAGGCCUUGCAGGCAACACCUGCCUCAUCCUUCCUGCAUCACCAGAUGGGGAUUUGCUAUAGAAAUCAAAUGAUCCAAAUAAAGCAAGCUACAAACAACCAGCCUAGGGGGCUGAAUGGGGAAAAAAUCAAUAGAUUGGUUCAACUGGCUAUAGAACAAUUUCAGAAGACUUUGCAGCUAAAGCCCACAUUCAAGUUGGCUUAUAUUGACCUGGCUGAAAUGUAUGCAGAAAUGGGCCUUCACAGAAAGGCUGAGGACACUUUUCAGGAAGUGUUAGACAUGAAGAACACUGAGGAGCUGCAACAGAUUCAUUAUCAUUAUGGCCGAUUCCAGGAAUUUCACAAUAAAUCUGAAGAUAAAGCAAUUACACAAUAUUUAAAAGGUCUAAAAAUAGAAAAAAUGUCCUCUACCAGGGAAAAACUUCUCAAUGCUUUAGAGAAAUUGGCUAAAAAACGACUUCAACAGAAUGUACACAUUGUGCAAAGUUUCAGCCUCCUUGGGCUUGUCCACAAAGAGAAAGGGGAAGUAAGGAAAGCCCUGGAGUGCUAUGAGAGGGCCCUGAGGCUGGCUACUGGCUUGAACCCUGAAUUGUUUUGAAAUAGAGGUCAUCAUUACUCAUUUAAUGUGUUCUUAACUAAAUGUAAAAAAAAAAAAAAAAAAACUUUCCUCAUUGCUGCCUUAAUAUAUAUAUA